Durusdinium trenchii is the source of this 3126-nucleotide messenger RNA. The record is from the annotation of a GenBank genome assembly. NCBI's taxonomy places the organism in Eukaryota, Dinophyceae, Suessiales, Symbiodiniaceae.
AUGGCCUGGAGUGUGGAAGAGCGGUUCUACAUGAGCGGACCACGCUUCGGGGACACAUACCGAACCUUGGACUGCAGAGGUGUUCAAUACAAGUCCUUGCGGAAAGCACUCAUUGCUGGCUUCGUGGAGCACUCGAAUGAACACUUGACUGGUGAGGUCAAGGCUGCAGGCCCCUUUUUUCCCUACCUUCCAAUAGUUGGGAGCUUUAGGGCCAUUCUCCCCAGCGAGGAAGAUGCCAAACAUGCUUUUGAAGAAGACGUCCAGCAUCCAGAAGAAAACGUCCCUCAGGAAGUCCAGCUUUCAAAAGACGAUGUCCCUCAGGAAGCCCAGCUUUCAGAAGACAAUGCCUCUCAGGAAGUCCAGCUUUCAGAAAACAAAGUCUUUGAGCAGGCCCAGUUCACAGAGGCACUAUGCGGGAAAAGGGCUUUGGAUGAGGGCAAGGCGACGGCGAUCCCUGAAAAGAACCUAGGGAAGCUUGCAGAUGCGCCAACUCCCAAGUCUAUGAUGCCUCCUACCCGGAUUCGUGGAAAGCGGCCGUGGAACCAGCGCUUAGAUUUGAGAAAUGUCGAGAUUCAAGUGGACAAGGAACUCAAGGCUAUGUCGAAAUUAUUGGAUUCGUACUUGUUCCACCGGGCUGUGAAUGCCCGCCAGAAGCCCUUGUUGAAAAAGCUCCUUGAUCGCCCUGCUUUUGGAAUUGAUGACCCUACCAAUAUGUGGCAAAAGCACAGGGAAAGCUUUUUUGCUACAGCCCGCAUGGAGCUCAGCAUUUUUGGCUGUGUUAUGUCUCAGCACAGUGAAAAGAGCACACCAGAGCACCCUGUGGCAGGGAAGGUUUACUUCCUGCUCAUCUCCGAUACGCUCGACCACACAGGUACAAGGGCCAAUCACUGCAUUGAUUUGUGCCUGGAGCAACGGAACAUGGCCGCUGAGCUCCAUGAGGUCAAUAUCCUGUCAGAUGCUGCUGGUCAUUUCAAAAGCUUUGAAAGUAUGUACCACCAUUGUGUGCACCUGGUCCAGCAACUGAAGGUCCCUGUGCGCACUCACUUUGGAUGUGAGAAGCAUAUGAAGGCAGAGUGUGAUCAGUUGUUUGGCUGGAUGGAGCUUGCUUUGCAGUGGGCAAAAAGGAAGAGAUGCAUCGUAACGACAAUGGAAGAUUUGAAGAAGUUGCUUUUGGACUAUAUCGCAGAGAGGAGGCAGCAGGACCCUUCCUCACCAUGCAUCAAGAUCCUGGAGAUUUCCAAAUCACGCGGACUUACUGCUUCAGUGGCAUCCCUGCCAGCACCACGUAUUCCUAUAUAUGGUGCUAGAACCUUCAACCAUGCACUUCCCAACCGUCCUUGCUCCUUGGAACUCACCACCAGUGUUUAUGAUGAACCUGCACCAAGCCUCGAUACCCCUUAUCGCAAGGGCUUCUAUGGCAGUGGGAAAGAUGCGUGGGCCACCAAGCCCAAGCCAUUGGAGGCAGCCACUUGGAAGGGCUUGAUGGUCAUCGACCUCGGCUUAGAGCUUCACCGAAGAGCGAAGGUCUUCGCCUUAGCUGGUGAUACCUUGAGAGCCAAAGCGCUAAUUGAGAGCAGCAUUGACCAGCUGGGCACGGCCAAAGUGUUGUGUUCUCCACAGGGCCGCAUUUUGCACCUCCUUGAGACCUUACUGGAGGCAUGGAACACUGAGGGCGUGGUGCUGCAGGCAACCGAGGACAACGACCUGGUGCUCGAGCUGGAACGAAGUGUCGCUGAAGGCUUACGCCAGGUGUCGAAGGCCCCAGUCGUGGCGGCGGCAGCAAAGCUGGUGCUCGGAGGCUGUGGUACCACGCCGAGCACAUCUUCAGAUACCACUUCAGCCAGAGGCGAACACAUCCCUUUGGACCCGAAGAGUGGCGGCCUUCUGAGUGCUGCCGCAGCAGCCGCUGAAGCUAGGAUCGACGACGGCUGCAGUGGAGUGGACUGGGAAGACGGUAGCCGGAUUAGCUCGGAUCAGCCGACUCCUCGCAGCAGCCCACCACCUUCAGAGCUGGAGGUGGCCAUGGAGCCAGCAAUGCAUUUGCCCAACAGCGACACUCGCGUGGCGGAGUACAAGACGACAGCACCAGCAGAUGACCAGCUUGAUGUGAAGACUGGAGAGGCAAUGGGUGGGCCACCAGGACCCAAUGGCACCUUUGAACUGAUCCCGGCUGCACAGGUCGCGGACUGCCCAAGUCCACAGAAGCAGCCACGUUGCUUCUUCGGGCUGUGUGGCCGGAACCGCGGCAAGAAGGGCGCUUUAGGGUCUUCCCGGGCGCAGUGCCAGCUGCGCUUGGCCCGGGACUUCCAUCGUGGAGAUUUGCUGGGCGCUGGCAGCUACGGUUGCGUGUUCGCCGCGCGGCGUAAGACCACGGGUGAGAUCGUGGCAGUGAAGGAGAUGCUCCUGGAUCGUGCGGGACGUACCAAGGAAGAGCGUAGUGAUAGGCUCGUGCGUCUCACUCGUGAGCUUCGACUUUGCGAGCAGUUGGAACAUCCCUUCAUCGUCAGCUACUACGGCCACGAGUUUGUCAUGGGGGCGCAGGGAGGCCCGGAGAAGCUGCAUUUGUUCUUAGAGUAUUGCAGCGGUGGGAGCCUAGCUGCGCAACUCCGUACCUACGGGCCCGUGAGUGAGGAGCUUUUAAGGAAGUAUAGCCAGCAGCUGAUCAGCGGCCUCGUGUACUUGCACUCUCGGAGCCCCCCUGUGGUGCACCGGGAUUUGAAGUGUGCGAACGUUUUGCUGACACACAGCGGAGAUGUAAAGAUUGCGGACUUCGGCUGUUCCAAAUGGGUUCAGCCUGGGGAGUCCAUGUUGGAGAACUCUGUAGCUGGCUCAAUCUUUUGGAUGGCGCCGGAGCUCUUUCGAGGUCGGGGGAAACUGACCACAUCGUCCGAUAUUUGGUCCUUGGGCUGCUGUGUCCUGGAAAUGGCCACUGGCUCGGCUCCGUGGGCUGAACGGUGCUUCGACAACAUCCUGCAGGCGUGUCACGUCAUCGCCAACUCAGAGGAGUUGCCCACGAUACCAGCGGAGCUCUCCCAACAGGCUUCGGACCUCAUCAAGAUGUGCCUCAGGCGGAACCCGCUGGACCGGCGCGGAAACCCGCCUGGGCCACCGGAGGGCAGCUUGUGA